Megalobrama amblycephala (Wuchang bream) is the source of this 4293-nucleotide messenger RNA. RefSeq names its product interferon-inducible GTPase 5-like. Gene Ontology annotation, cellular component: membrane. Gene Ontology annotation, molecular function: GTP binding. The record is from RefSeq and is a predicted model, not a curated record. The coding region runs from base 2882 to 4045 and encodes 387 amino acids. NCBI's taxonomy places the organism in Eukaryota, Metazoa, Chordata, Actinopteri, Cypriniformes, Xenocyprididae. The transcript has 5 exons.
UGUUUUGUAUCUUAUUUUUACUAUUUUUGGAAAAAGAUUUAUAUUUCUAUUACGUCGUGACGUCAUUUCUGUUCAGCCCGCGCUGCGUCCUCAGAUCGCAUUGAGCGCGCUGAGAGGAGGUAAGCAGUUAGCGGUGCUCUUCCAAUAUAGGAUUGUAAAAGUUCUAAAAGUUUGAUUAAGUCAAUAAUAUGCAUUAAUAUAGUUGUUCACAGUGUUAUAAAUGUAUUAAGAAUUGUUUUACGUAUGGAUGGAUUGGAUUUAAUAGUUUAUUACCGAGAACAGUGGUUUGAGUAUGUAUUUGCGUAUAUGUUUGUGUGCUCCAGCAGAACGUGGUGAUUUUAACAAAUUAAAUAACUGCCUUUAAUUUGUGCAGGUAAAAAAAUCACAGACAGACUGUAUCUUUCACACUCUGCUCUUUAAUCCAUCCAGUGUGUCCUGAGAUCGCGUUGAGUGCGCUGAGAGGAGGUAAAAAAUCACAGACAGACUGUAUCUCUCUAACACUCUGCUCUUUAAUCCAUCCAGAGGCCCAUAAUAAACUACGCAGCAGCAGCAGCACUUCCAGUGUCUCCUUGUCUUCUGUCACACAACGCAGACCGUAGCAGUAGCCAGAAUUGGGCCGGUUACACUUUCAUAAAUCAUAUAUCUCGCCUUCUCGAGCUAUAAGCUAUAGGUCUUGUGCAAUAGUUCAUACUCUUCAAAAUAUGUUCAUAUUAUGGUAAAAUGUUUUCAUAUCUAGGCAGGCACUCAGGGAAAACGCAUAAUUUCCCUGUUAUGGAAGUCAAGCAUGCAGCAAUAUUUUAUUCAUCAUUAUCUCGACAUAAGUUGUUUCUCAUGAUCUAAACAUUAAAAAAGUAAUUGUGAUCAUGAGAAAACAAGAAAAAAAUAAAAUAAUAAUGAAUGGCCUAUCCCUGCUUCUGUACUUUUUUGGUUGGAUCGUUAAAAACACCUCUCCCAGUUAGAAAACACGCCAAAAUUGGGAGACACCGCUCUUUUGUUCCGCAGAGACCUGUACUUGGUUUUAUACGAUCACAGAUAUCUCUGGAGCUGGAGCUCUAGCUCCUCCCAUUUGGCUCUGCAGCAAUUACCAAUGCACAGAUGAAUUUUGCUCCACAUUUUCAUAGAAUUUGGUGCAAAAGGGAGACUUGUCACUUUAACGCAAAAAAGAGUGUUUGAGACUCGUCGCAGCAGGUUCAGGUAGUUUAAGUACUUGUGUUUGUGCCAUAAAAAUAUCCAAGAAAAAAGAAGACAUUUGUGAGAGAAAAUUCUACAAGUGUGCAGCUGUAAUUUGAUGAAUUCGCAUACUGAUUUGCGGAUGAGCAAAAUUUGUCUGUGCCUUCACAUUUUUGAUGCGGGGGAGUUCACUUCGUCAACUAACAAAAAUGUGAUCCUACAAGUUUAUUCAUUUGUGUUUUGUAGAACAGGAUUUGUGCACCUGCAAUGAAGAAUUUAAGAAGGUGUAACAGGUUGUGUUGUGUUUGGAACUCUUAAAACAUGUUUCUCUGUGACCUCAAAUUUACUGAUACACAUGUGUGGCUGUUCUCUACUACUACAAAUCCCACUGUUACAGCUGUUUUGCACCAAAACCUUGAUAGUAUUUGUACCUUUAUAGUAACUUGACAUGUAGUCCUGGACUGUGGGCCACUUUGCUUCCUGACAACAGCAAAGUUUUGCCUCUUAUUCGUUUGUCUCACAGAAACAACGUUACAAAAGUGUCCUCAUGCGAUGCCCUCCAGCACUGGUGCCAAACUUACUGAAAUUAGAAAGAAGAAAACACAAAAACAUCCGGAAACCUAAUGCUCUUUGAUGAUUGAUAGCCAUGCCAGUGCGUUCAAGGUAUUUUGUUGUGUGCGUGUAGUUUCUGUUGACUGUGUUUUGUCUCAGCAAAGUUCAGUUUGAUAUCAAGUUGCUCUUGUGGAGUAUAAUUUUAUUGUGUCUCUUUGUGUUGAAAUAAAGUGUUUCUGAUGCAAAUUUAAAUCAUUGACUGAAAUUAUAUGAUUAGUAUAUACAGAGAUAUUGUAAUAUUGACUGAUCAUGUAUGAUAAUUAUAUACAGAGAUAUAAUUAUAUAUAUUAUAUAUAUAUAAUAUUAUUGCUGUAAUAUGAGAAAUUAGGUGGAAACAUAUAAAGCUUGAACAGGCACACCAUUUCCCUAUUAAAAACAUAAAAUCUGCAUAAAAUUCAUAUAAACAAAUGAUGCAAAAUUUAAAUCCUAUGACUAGCAUAUGAUUCAAUCUAAGAACUUUAAAUGAUUUGUAUGAAUAUCAGUUAUUUCCAAUAUUUUCUACAAAUACCCAACACCAUUGCAUAAUGUUGUCAUGUAAAACUCAUAUAACACUUUUUACAGUUUUCAUAUAUGAUCUAAAAAUCCCCAACAAGUUGUAUGUGUGCUUUUUAGUAUGAAAGUGGCCAUAAUCGGUCUGAUUUUUUAUAUGACAUGUAUUGGACUUUAAUGAAACACAGAAGGUACUUCUGGUCGAUUUAAGCAAGGAAGAUAUUUGGUUGCUGUAUAUGUUGUAUAUGUCAUAUGGGCUGUUGGUGGAUGGCCUGCCCCCUUUUUAAAGAUUUCCAGCUGUACCUGAAUGGUAAAAAUCAGCAGCAGGAACUAAAAAAGUCAUUAUUACAUUUGAAUUGUUACAGGACACGUUUAUGGAUAUCAACUAUAUGUUUUGAAAAAGUUUAAGCAGCUCAUAGCUCAAUUAAACGGAUUGUCAGACUCCUUAUAUAUUUCCUUAUAAACUUGUUUUCUCAAACCUCACUGAAAAGAAAUUGAAAUCACUGAAAAAUAGCAGUCAGCGCUACUCCUGCUGGAUCCAAGAAUUUAAGGAAAGAGGAACACAAAAAGAAAGAAAAGGUUGAAAGCUCUCCACUCAAAAGUUUAAAACAUGGCAACUGAAGACCGUGCUGUUGUUGAGGCAGUAAAAGCAUCAGGCAAGUCCACCCUGAAAAGGGCUAAAGCAAAAGCGAAUGAAACAAUUGGCCAGUUUUUUAAUGUCACACUGGACAUCGCUGUGACUGGAAAGACCGGAUCUGGGAAAUCCUCCUUUGUAAAUAGUAUCCGAGGCCUAAGUGACGAUGAUGAGGGAGCAGCACCUACUGGUGUCAUAGAAAUUACAACGAAGCCCACCAAAUAUGUGCAUCCUACAAUGCCAAAUGUGAAAAUCUGGGACCUGCCUGGAAUAGGAAGUCCGAAUUUCAGAGCAAAGAAAUACCUUAAAGAUGUUCAAUUUAAAAUCUAUGAUUUUUUCAUUAUCCUGAACUCAGAGAGGUUCACAGAGAAUGACAUCAUGCUGGCUAAAGAAAUAAGAAAGCAGAAGAAACAUUUUUACUUUGUUCGUUCCAAGAUUGACAUCGACAUCUCUUCAGAGCAAAGGAAAGCAAGAUUUAAUGAGCAGAAAGUUCUUGACACAAUAAGAGAUUACUGUGUGAGAAACUUGAAUGAACUGGGAAACCCUGAAGUUUUCUUGAUAUCGUCUGUUGAUUGGCAGAAAUAUGAUUUUGAGAAGCUUCAAAACACACUAACAGAUGAUCUUCCGGACCAUAAGCAAUCUGCUCUUCUUCAAGCUUGGCCAAUGUGCUCUGCUGCAACUCUUGAGAAGAAGAUCAAGUUAUUUAAAGGACUGACCUGGGCUGCAUCUCUUGCUUCUGUUGGUGUAGCAGUGAUCCCUAUUCCUGGCACAUCAGUAGCAUGUGAUGCAGCCAUUGCGCUGGUUUUCCUUUCAAGGUGCUAUUAUGCAUUUGGUUUGGAUGACAGAUCACUGAAAAGGCUUUCAGAAAAGGUGAACAUGUCCUUGCUGGAAUAUCGGGCCAAAUCAAAGUUUGCUAAUGCCAUCCAAAAAAAAGCAGUGACCACAAUACAUGUUGGUGCUUCAGUUGUAACAAUGUCUUGCUGUGCAGAUUUGGUGAGUCUCCUUCCAGGUGUGGGCAGUGGUUUGGCUGCAGGAUUGUCCUUUGCUUCUACUCAGUACCUCUUGAGAGAAGGAGUAAAUGAACUGGCAAAAACUGCUGGAGAGAUCAGAAAAUUAGCUGGGCUGGACACAAUCUAUUAACUCCUAGCUGGCCUGAACACAUGUCAUUAUCUUGAGAAUGUAUUACUUCUGUUUAUUUAGUUUAUUUCUUAUAAAGUAUGUGUACAUUUUCUGCAUUCGUCAUGGACUAAAUGAGAAUGUUUUUUUUUUUUUUUUUUUUAAAGAAGCUAAUUAUAUUUGUAGUUUACAUGCAUAAUGAGCACUUUAACACUUUAUUCUUUUAAUUUUUUUUUCAAUCUCACAUAUAAUCAUGUAUAUAUCUCAUACAU